AUGUCUCGCAAAUCUAGAAAUAACAGACGAAAAACUCAAGGGGAACAUAUAAUUAUCAUAAAUAGAAAUACUCAAGAUACAAAAGCGGUAUUUGACUAUGAAGAGCUACUCCCUCUUGGUGGUGAUGAAACGGUGGGACUUGGAUUAACGUUUCGAGGCGG
Entrophospora candida is the source of this 161-nucleotide messenger RNA. The record is from the annotation of a GenBank genome assembly. Lineage: Eukaryota; Fungi; Glomeromycota; Glomeromycetes; Entrophosporales; Entrophosporaceae.